Molecule: messenger RNA, 4089 nt
Organism: Notolabrus celidotus (New Zealand spotty)
Lineage: Eukaryota; Metazoa; Chordata; Actinopteri; Labriformes; Labridae
Gene: tasp1
Product: taspase, threonine aspartase, 1
Exons: 15
Coding region: 313-1587 (424 amino acids)
Biological process (GO): protein maturation
Molecular function (GO): threonine-type endopeptidase activity
Source: RefSeq, a predicted model, not a curated record
UCUGAACCAGGAAGUACUUUUUGUCUGCUAGCCGUCAUUCCCCUCAGAGGAGUGAGAGGAGUGAAAGUGAGGCGUCAAAGUUGAUUUCAGAGGGCUUUAUGAGUCCAGCUGCAGCUCCAGUGUGUGAUAAACUCAUGUCAGGGAACAUCUCGGUUAAAGGGAAGUCCUGUCGCUGGUAGAAGAGGACCGGAAGUGAAGACACUUUACAAACAUCUCCUGUUGCCUAAUGGAGCUUUUUAGAUAUCUACAAGGCUGAUUCAACCUUUUAAUGCGUCCCAUGAACAUGAUGUCUUUACCGCUGUCUAAUAAGCCAUGAUCGGCUUGUCGAGUAAUGUUGGGGUGAUGGAAAGUCUAAAGAAUCCUGCUGAAGAGCAGCAACCCUCCUCUCCCCUCAACUCGUGGUCCAAAAAACAAGAAUCCUGCAAGAAUCAUAAACAGACACUGGCUGGUGGAUUUGUUUUGGUGCACGCAGGAGCAGGUUAUCAUUCUGAAUCCAAGGCCAAGGAGUACAAGCAUGUGUGCAAGAGAGCCUGCCAGAGGGCUGUGGACAGACUCAAAGCCGGGGCACUCGCUGUGGAGGCCGUCGCUGCUGCACUGGUUGAACUCGAGGACUCUCCUUUUACAAACGCCGGCAUGGGCUCCAACCUUAAUCUGUCCGGAGAAAUUGAAUGUGACGCGAGUAUCAUGGAUGGGAAGACGCUGCAUUACGGCGCUGUAGGAGCUAUAAGUGGCAUUAAGAAUCCAGUCUUAGUUGCAAACCGUCUACUGAAUGAAGCACAGAAAGGGAAGCUCUCAGCUGGCAGAAUACCACCCUGCUUUCUAGUGGGGCGAGGAGCACAUGAUUGGGCGGUCAGCCAUGGGAUCCCACCGUGCCCGUCAGAGAAAAUGGCCACCAAGUUCAGUCUAUCUGCUUACAAGAGGAACAAGCGGAAGAUGGAGCUGGCAGAGAAGAUCGACACGGGGCACAAUCAGACAAAGAAGAGACGACAAUCAUGUGAAAAUGAAAACGGUCCAGGCUGCCUCGACACAGUGGGAGCUGUGGUUGUGGAUCUGGAGGGGAAUGUAGCUGCAGCGGUGUCCAGUGGAGGCCUCGCUAUGAAACACCCCGGCAGGGUUGGGCAGGCUGCUCAUUAUGGAUGUGGCUGCUGGGCUGAAAACGCCUGUAACAUGAACCCUUACUCCACAGCAGUGAGUACCUCAGGCUGUGGAGAGCAUCUGAUCCGCACUAUGCUGGCGCGGGAGUGCUCUGCUGCCAUGCAGUCUGAGGAUGCCCACCAAGCACUGCUGGAGGCUAUGCAAAACAAGUUCAUCAGCUCACCCUUUCUGGCCGGUGAAGAGCGAGUUCUGGGUGGAGUCAUCGUCCUGCGCUGCUGCAGAUGUGCGGAAGCUCCGCCGUCUCAAAAUAUUCAGGGUAUACUGGUGGAGUUCCUAUGGAGUCACACCACAGAGAGCAUGUGUGUCGGCUACAUGUCUGCCCAAGAUAGCAAAGCAAAGACACACAUAUCCAGAUUACCCCCCGGGGCGGUCCCAGGACAGUGUCUGGCCAUCGAGGGAGGCGUGUGUCGCCUGAUGAGCGUCGCUGAGUGAGCUGAGCGGCGUUUCUUCCUCCUCCUGGGCUUCUCCUGCAAUAUCCCAGUACAAACACCUUUCUUCCAACCUCCCUCAAACACACACACACACACACACACACACACACACACACACACACAGCCCUCGCCUCCACAGUACCUUUCUGAUGCCAGAUGUAAUAAGCUUUAGCUGUUUUAACAGGUGUCCAGGAAGGAGGUAGGGGUGUUAUCUUCUACUUAGUGCACUUACAGGACUUCCCUUCGCCGCAGUCUGCCUCCAGCAUGCACUCUAUGCCAGUUUACCCCCGUGAUCUCCUCCAGUGUCACCUGGAUUAGACUUGAUGCACCAUUGCCUUGAUGCACCAUCUUCUCUUUGUUACUCUUCUCCAGCUCACAGUUACUUCCUUCCUUUUUGUAUAUAAGCUAUGAUUUAGGAAAACAGGGUGGAUGAUGGUCGUGUUUCUUUGUUUCUGAACAGAUGUGACUAUUUUCAAGUGUUUAAGGGAAGUGUAAGGACCUUUUUCAUUCUUAUUAAACUUUUAAUUUGUGAGGGAUACUUUGUGUUUAUGAAGCGGGGUUGUAGGAGGAGGUGGCGUCCAGCAGCGCCCUGUUUGAAGAGACUGAAAUGAAUUAAUGAAUGAAUGAAUGUAUCUCUGUGGAUGAAGUUUGAAGCAAAGCAGUCCCAAAAAAACUCUACAUCAAGAUUAGGCGUCAUUUAGAAUAUCUUACAGUCUCAGAUUGAGUUUCCUACAGUGACAAUAUCAAUCAUUUCUGAUGCAUGAUCACAAUGAGUGUCCUGAAACCUGGUGACUCAUAUCCCUGUGCACACGAUACAUACUUAUACCCUGACUUCUAAAUACUGCUUCUUAUCUACGCAGACAUCUGUGAUGUUUAACUUCUACAACACAGAAUCAAGACCUAUUUAUAGGACUAUAUUGUAACUCAGUCAAUGUUUUGUAUCUGUUGAUUUCAUGCAUGCUAAGGUUAGCUAAAGCCCCAGCAUCCUUUGCACAAGAGAAGCCAACAUCAACGAGCGGGAGAUGGCACCAAACAUCUCGUCUAAGACUUCGUACAAUUAGAAAGUUGCAGGAUCAGAGCCUCUUCUUUGGUCUUAGGUUUUUGGAGUCAUUUUGCUUCAAUACUUCCAACGUGACCUGACGUGUUUGGAGACCAGCGUCCUGUAGCCUGGUCUGCAUUUUGAUGCUUUCCCUCAUCUAAACCUCCAGUUAUAUGUAAUCCUUUCAUCACCAAACGACUAAAAUCAUUCUUAGUUCUGCUGAAGUGAGACGCUCUCGUUGCUGCAGCCAUGUUUUUUGUUGUAAGUCGUAUUUUUGGGGCAUUUUUGCCUUUUUUUGAUAAAGCUGGAGAGAGACAGGAAGUGUUGGGAGUUGAGAGCGAAAAGAAGACAUGCAGUGAAUGGUAGAGGCCAGGAGUUGAACUUGCAACUGCUGCAAUGUGGACUGAAGCCUCUGGGGCGCACGCUUAGAGUGCUAGGCCACCAGCGCCCCCUGACAUGUUUGUUUUGCAGCUUGCAUGCCACAGUGUCGUAUAUUCUUUCGUCGUACAGGUUGCAAAAUCUAAUUCCUCAAAACAGGAGAAGGGCUCAUCCUGGUUUCUGAAAUUGAGAUGUUUGCACGCACAAAAAACAAGAAACUUAAAAAACCUGAUCAAACUGAGGAUGCUCGAGUCCGUGUUAGUACACUCACCGUUCCAUUGGCUGCAAAAAGAAAGUUCCUCCCUGCAGCUUUAAUCAGAUUUAAGCUUCCUUCUCCUAACAGAUGUGUGCUGACUGCCGUCCACUGCAAGUAAAACUCUCACCUGCAACAACCUCGCUUCAAAAACUCUGAACUGUCCCUUUAAAAAGAUGUCACAUUGCACCUUGAGGAAUGCCUGCUACUCCAGAAACCCGUCACGAUCGAAGCAUUUAGAGCCGUGAGAGCUGAGCUACACACUCACUUCCCUUCCCUGUACACAUGAUGUUAUUAAUCCUGCAGCAUCCCGUCUUAUGUAGCAUAACAUGCAUUUAGAUCAUCAUAAUGAACUCUAUUAUUACUCCAGCUACAGAACGCUUUGCUUUGAUUGUUUUAAAUGUGAAGACAUAGACCCUGCAUGUGCGAGCUCUCGCUGUAAACACCCCCCCCACCCCCUCUGUUCUGAGCUAUGCACUUCCACACUGAUGCUGAUACAUCAUAGUGCUCAGGUAGCAGCAUUUGAUCCCACCGCCCAACAUGACUGUUAGUCUCCAUUGAAUCACACACAGUUUAUAUUUGUACAGCCACACUGACAGAGACAUGUAUUUUAUAGCUGGAGGAGAACCUUACUUAUGCAGUGAGCCCAUGAAAUGGUGCUGAGAGCUAAACUGAAGAGAAUAAGUUCCGACUGUCUCGACGAACCAUAUCAGAGCUAGUUUAUUCUGUACUUGAAGCUGCAACUAAUAUAAAACGUGAUAAGCUAUGGGAAUGGUAAAAUGUGCACAGCUCUCUGUAGUGCUCAAAAAGUGAAUAAAAUCUAUGUUGCUACA